This is a messenger RNA of Homarus americanus (American lobster), 660 nucleotides long. Its product is annotated as larval cuticle protein LCP-17-like. The coding region runs from base 1 to 660 and encodes 219 amino acids. Lineage: Eukaryota; Metazoa; Arthropoda; Malacostraca; Decapoda; Nephropidae. The record is from RefSeq and is a predicted model, not a curated record. Gene Ontology annotation, molecular function: structural constituent of chitin-based larval cuticle. The transcript is spliced from 3 exons. Gene Ontology annotation, cellular component: chitin-based extracellular matrix.
AUGAAUCUCCGCUUUUCUAUCUCUUCAAGAAAUCAAAACUCCGUCAAAGAGGCAAAACCAGAGGCAAUUGUUCAUAUAGUGAAGAGAAGCUCAGAACAACACCGCGUUAAGGGCGAGAUCGCAAUCACACCUGUGGAAGGCGAUUAUAAAAGACCUGAGAGUGAUGCCCCGCCCUCACAACAACUCUUACGCCCCGCCCUUGAUGUUGUGAUCCUCGCUGCCUUGGUCGCCUUGACCACCGCUGCUCCCCAGUACAACUACAGUGGCUCUGAUGAAGACUCCAGCGAGAGUAAGGAAGUGGUGCCCAUACUGAGAGACGACCGAGUCCUUGGCAACGAUGGUAGUUACAACUUCGACGUGGAGACUGGCAACGGCAUCGUCCUGUCACGAUCUGGUUCUCCCGACGGUCCUGAUGAUUCAGUGGUCAUAUCUGGACAAUACUCCUACACUGCUCCUGACGGCACUCCCGUCGUUGUGAAGUUCGUCGCCGACGAGAACGGCUACCAGCCCCAGUCUGACCUGCUGCCAGUGGCUCCCGAGUUACCCCACCCAGUCCCUCAGUUCGUGCUGGACCAGAUCGCCUUCGCUGCUGCAGAGGACGCUGCUCGCUCCCAGGAAUCAGAUGAGGUCCCCCACCACACCUACGGUAUCGCCGAGUAG